UAGUGUUUAAAUUCUCUUUGCUAGUUUGUUUAUAGAAACAAGCCGCUCUAAUUGCGCGGACGUUUCAAUGGAUACAUUGUAACUUGUACAUAAAAUCUUUUCCGUGUUUUGUAAAAUACUUACCGGCUUACAUAAUGUUUAUUAAUUGUGAUACUAAUUACUGUCAUGAGUUUGUCUACAAAUCUAGCAGCUAAGUUUAAUAGGACCGAUAUGUAGACAUAGAAAUUCAAAUUAUACGAAUAAUUUGAUAAUAGGUAAUAUAAAAAACUAAGUAUGGAAAACAUUUGUAGAGGUUGCUUAAUUCAAUCUAAUAAUACAAACUUACAAAAGUAUUCAGAAAGAAAUAGAAGGUUAUUUUUUUAUUCUACAGGUAUCCAAGUAAAGAAAAAUGAUUUACUCACAUUCCAAUUAUGUGGAGAAUGUUACUCAAAUAUGAAAUUGGCAUGUCAAUUUAAGAAAACAUGUAAGAACUCCGAGAGAAAAUUUAAAAGCUAUUUGAGUGGAAAAGAGCUUGGGGAUGUUCUUGAAGAUUUUCAUUCAUAUCUUGAAAAUUGCGACAGUUCUGCAAAAGCAAGGUUGCCUCAUUCAAAUGUGCCAUAUAAAGCGAAGGAAGACGGAAAUGUAUCAACAAACACAAGUAUUCGAAAUUUCAUGAAGGACAUACUACAACUUGAGAUUCCUGACAAUGAGUCUUGCAUUAUUGAUGAAGUCAUAAAAGAACAUGCAGACAUAUCUGACGAUUCACUGGACUCGAAUUGGCUUCACUCGAGUGAUUCUGAUAUACGGUUAGAUUGUCUCAGUCCUUUCUCCAUAACACGGUCAAUACUGAAUGAUCAUUGCUAUUCAAUACAACCAAGUAAUUUUGAAGAAAAUGAGAAUAUUCAAUGUGAAGGCCAAAUAGAAUCUACCAAACAGGACAUAAAUGAAAUAUUUUAUCAAAAUAAUGCUCAAACGAUAAAUCAAGAAACAUCUUUACGUAGAACUACAUGUACAAUUGAUAAGAAUUUAGAAAGGGCGUUGCUGGAAAACAAUUUGCAGAAUAUUUCAUUGGAUGCUUUACUAGCGACACCUCCAAUGAUGCCAAACGCUUGGGCACCUUCUACACCGACAAUACAAAAUAUUUUAUUUGGUGAAAAUCUUGAUACUGAUGUACACGUUAUGUCAGAGAAUAAUGAACAAUUUAAUAUACAAGAUACUGCUAAAGCGAUGUUGACAGAUUUUGAAGAAAAAUCUAAUGAAAACCAAAAUAUAUACAAAGCAAAUGAUCAAGAAGUUGUACUUACUAAUGGUGAAGAUAUUAGCGAGCUUAUUGAACAAUCAAAUAAAUUUGAUGACAAAAUUGAUGUAAAUUAUACACAUGUCAUUAAAAAAACUGAAAUAUCCAAUGUUAACGGCAAAAAUAAGAAAAUAUAUUCUCUUAAGAAUAGGCGCUGUAUUGAAUGUCAGAGGGUUUUCAAGUCGAUUGGAGCGCUGAAGUGUCAUUUAGCAAGAAUACAUAAAUUAAAAAUUGGCAAGGGAAAAAUGAAAGUGAAAGAAAAAUGGAAACCAAGAAUGAUGAUUUGCGAUUAUUGCGGCAAGACAUUUAUGAAUCCGAAAUCUAUGGUCAACCAUAUUGAAAACCAUGUUAAUCCUGUAGAACAUAAAUGUACGAAGUGUCCGUUGACAUUUAGUUCAGAAGCAAGGCUUAAAAUGCAUCAAUCAACACACACUGGUUUCUUCAUCAAGAAGCCUCCUUUAAAGAAGUACGUGUGUGAGGAGUGUGGUGCCACACUGUCCACAUCAUCCAACUAUAAGGUGCACAUGAUGCGACACACCAAGAAAUAUACACACAAGUGCCAAGAAUGUGACGCCGGCUUCUUCAGAGGGAUCGAUCUUGUCGUACACUUGAGGAAACACACGGGCGAGCAACCGUACUCCUGUGUGUACUGCCAGAGGAAGUUCUCAAGACACGACUCACUUAAUAAACAUCUGAAGACACAUACCGGAGAAAAACCAUACACAUGCAAUUUUUGUCGAAGAAAGUUCAGUGACCCCUUCGUAAUGAAGGUUCAUCAAACAAAUGCACCAAAAUGUUUGGAAAUACAACACAAACUUGCAUUCCCUGGCGAUAUGGAGAAUUUGUGCAUUGAUUAAAUAAAAACUGUGAUAUU
Leptidea sinapis is the source of this 2150-nucleotide messenger RNA. Its product is annotated as zinc finger protein 624-like. Gene Ontology annotation, biological process: regulation of DNA-templated transcription. Gene Ontology annotation, cellular component: nucleus. The transcript has 10 exons. The record is from RefSeq and is a predicted model, not a curated record. Lineage: Eukaryota; Metazoa; Arthropoda; Insecta; Lepidoptera; Pieridae. Bases 274 to 2133 code for a protein of 619 amino acids. Gene Ontology annotation, molecular function: DNA-binding transcription factor activity, RNA polymerase II-specific; RNA polymerase II cis-regulatory region sequence-specific DNA binding; zinc ion binding.